AUGCAUCUGAAGAAAUCAUCUGCAACAGAACGACGAUUCAUCGGGAAAGAAGCCGCCGGUUAUUUCUCUUCCGAUUCGGAUCCGAGCCCUAACCUUAAUCCGAUUCAUUUCCCUUUCCAAUCGCCCCAACUUCAGAGCCCAGAUAACUCUCCUCCAUGUCGAAGAACAGCCAUUGAUGCAGACGCUGGUUUCACUAAGUAUAAUCAUCCGCAAGGCCAGAGACACCACCACACGGUUGAUAUCGCCGAUUCAUCGUCUCAAAUCCCGAUCUCGAAUCCGCACAAAAGGUCUGCGGUGAUUCAACCGUCUCACACGUUGAAUAUCGCCGGCGGCGUUGACCAUUUCCGGCGAGGAGGCGCGCGGGCACGCCUGGGCUCGAUUUCUUCCUUCUCCCCGUCGAAUCUGUGGUCUAUUCUUUCUUCGUAUCGGCUAACAUUACCGUUCGCGACUGAUCGGCUCGUGAGGAAGCUCCUCCGUCAUAUCCUUCGAGCCCGAUUGAUUUGUUUCCACCUUCGUUUCUUUCUGCUUCUUGCCGUCCCUCCUCUAUACAUCUUCUUCCUUGUCAUCAAUCUUCGCAUCUUUCUUCUUUUGGUCUUCUCGAUUAUCGCUCUUUCCUUCAUCCUCUCCAUCUCUCUCAAAUUCGCUCUUCCUCACUUACCCUCAAUCCGCCUGUUCAUCGCUCGCUUGCUCACCCUCAAGCUUAUCCCUGCCAGAUUCUUUUCCUCUCAGCCGAAAACGCUACCAGUUGUUUGGUCAAUCGGAUCGAAGCCAGUUACCGAGAAUAACACCAACUCAGGCUCUUGGGUUCAGAAGUUUGGCACCAAUGAUCUCUACGAGGGAGAGUUUCAUAGAGGCAAGUGUUCAGGAAGUGGAGUUUAUUACUAUUCCAUGAAAGGCAGAUAUGAAGGGGAUUGGAUUGAUGGGAAAUAUGAUGGUUAUGGAGUCGAAACAUGGGCUAAAGGAAGUAGAUAUCGAGGUCAAUACAGGCUAGGGCUAAGACAUGGAAUCGGAGUGUAUAGAUUCUAUACAGGAGAUGAAUAUGCUGGUGAGUGGUCCAAUGGGCAGUGCCAUGGAUGUGGUGAAUAUACCUCUGAGGAUGGAAGUAGAUAUGUUGGAGAAUUCAGGAGGGGUGCCAAACAUGGCCUUGGUCAUUACCAUUUCAGAAACGGCGAUGCAUAUGCUGGGGAGUAUUUUGCAGACAAGAUGCACGGUUUUGGAGUGUAUCAAUUCGAGAACGGGCACAAGUACGAAGGAGCUUGGCACGAGGGAAGAAGGCAAGGGCUCGGUAUGUACACUUUCAGAAAUGGUGAGACACAGGCUGGUCACUGGCAAGACGGUGUUCUCAGCUGUGCGAGCGAGCAGACCAUACAUCCUGGAUCAUCUAUUACCAUCAGCCAUUCCAAAGUCAUUGAUGCUGUUGAGCGAGCAAGGAAAGCAGCUGAGAAGGCAAGUCAAGUUGUGAAAGUUGAAGAGAGAAUCAUCAGAGUUGUGAUGGCAGCAAACAGAGCUGCGAAUGCUGCAAGAGUAGCAGCCGUGAAGGCUGUCCAAUCACAAACUUUUCACCGGAAUUAG
This is a messenger RNA of Microthlaspi erraticum, 1572 nucleotides long. NCBI's taxonomy places the organism in Eukaryota, Viridiplantae, Streptophyta, Magnoliopsida, Brassicales, Brassicaceae. The record is from the annotation of a GenBank genome assembly.